AUGAAUCCAUACAGUGCAGGAUCUAGCAACGGUGUAAAUCAAGAUUUUGCGAGGGACAGAGCAACCAAUAAUGUCCUAGUGGGGGGAUAUGCUGAGAUUAUGGAGACGAUGUACAAUGUCACUGGGAAAUACCAUAGCCACAAGCAACUCAAGAACAAGGAUGAGUACUGUGCCAAGUUUAGAGAGAAGGGCUUAGAUCAUGAAGAUCUUAUGGAUCAGGUAUUAAGAGGGGUUACUUCAACUGGAGCAAAUGAAUGGACACCGGGUGAAAAUGUUGCAAGUGAUCCCGUGCUGGAGGAGGGAAGUGGAGAAAGUGUCACCCAAUCGCUGACAGCAAAUGACAUUGCCAAUCUACCAUACAUUCCUGCUGAAUUUGAGUUGUGA
This is a messenger RNA of Ilex paraguariensis (yerba mate), 384 nucleotides long. NCBI's taxonomy places the organism in Eukaryota, Viridiplantae, Streptophyta, Magnoliopsida, Aquifoliales, Aquifoliaceae. The record is from the annotation of a GenBank genome assembly.